Bicyclus anynana (squinting bush brown) is the source of this 547-nucleotide messenger RNA. Its product is annotated as HIG1 domain family member 2A, mitochondrial. Bases 153 to 452 code for a protein of 99 amino acids. Gene Ontology annotation, biological process: mitochondrial respirasome assembly. Gene Ontology annotation, cellular component: mitochondrion. The transcript has 2 exons. The record is from RefSeq and is a predicted model, not a curated record. Lineage: Eukaryota; Metazoa; Arthropoda; Insecta; Lepidoptera; Nymphalidae.
GAUUUCAUUUCAAUUUUGUCGUCUGUGGAACAGUCUUCUAAUAAAAUCAAUGUUUAUUUUAUUGUAGAAAAAUUACAAUAUCAAUUGGAUAUCGAGUUAUAUUUUAUUGUAAUUAAACCUUAAAUCAUUGUACGUUUCAAAAAAGCUUAACAAUGAGUAACGAAGAGCCAACGGACCUUGACUGGAUCCAAUUGCGUCGUGAUUUAGGUCCAGUUCAUCAUGUCGAAACAACAGGAGAAAAAUUUGUACGAAAGUUUGGCGAAAAUCCCUUUGUACCUAUAGGGUGUCUUGCAACUGCUGGAGCGUUGUCCUAUGGUUUAUGGUGUUUUCGAACAAAGAGAUCAAAAUUAUCACAGAGAAUGAUGCGUGUUAGAAUAUUGGCACAGGGAUUUACCAUAGCUGCCCUUGUAACAGGUGUUGUUAUGGGUGCUGGAAAAUCUCUGAAAGGUUAAUAUUAUAUUGAACUUAGUUAUUGUAAAGGUAAAGAUAAAUUAUGUAAAUAAUAAUUAUAUUUUAUUAGAUACAAAAUAAAUACUUACAAAUUAUA